AUGGUCCGCCUGAAAUAUGGCAUCCAUACCGUCUUUAUCUCGGCCAUGAUCGACUGGCCCUUCUCCCGACUCACCGCCGAGCUUCUCUCCAUCCUCCGCGACCGUUACCCGGACGGUCUGACGGCCUCGAUCCGCCAGCCACAGUUGAUCCCCAUCCCCGCAAGCGACAGCGACGCCAAAGUGGCUUAUGCCCUGCCCAAGAACCCCAGCGACUUGGCCCAAGGGUGGAAGUCCAUCAACGCACGAGAGACCGACGUUCUUGGUAAAAAGGGCGUGGCCGAUAUGAGCUCCGUCGCCUUUGCGUUCCUGGGACCUGACGCAGACGAGGCGCAACCUGAGUUUGUGGUGGAGGUUCCGGUUCUUGAAGAAGAAGCUUCCCUAAGAGGGGAUGACGAUCAAGAAGACUAG
Molecule: messenger RNA, 408 nt
Organism: Chaetomium globosum CBS 148.51
Lineage: Eukaryota; Fungi; Ascomycota; Sordariomycetes; Sordariales; Chaetomiaceae
Exons: 1
Coding region: 1-408 (135 amino acids)
Source: RefSeq, a predicted model, not a curated record